AUGAUGAAGACAAGUGUGGUGAAGAACCGCGCGCCGGCGCCUAUUCAAAUAACAGCCGAGCAAAUUCUUCUUGAGGCGAAUCAGCGUAAGGAUGAAACUGCACAACCACCGCGUCGCCGAAUUACUGAUGCUGGUGAGCUAGCCGAAUAUCGUAUGGGUAAGCGCAAGUCUUUUGAAGACGAACUACGUCGUCAACGUCACCACAUGGGCACGUGGAUGAAGUACGCGUCAUGGGAGGAGAGUCAGGAGGAGUUUCCGCGUGCUCGUAGUAUCUUUGAGCGUGCAAUAGAUGUGGAUUAUAAAAGUCCGACCAUAUGGCUUAAAUACGCCGAGAUGGAAAUGCGCCACAAGUUUGUUAAUCACGCACGCAACGUCUGGGAUCGUGCUGUGACGCUACUUCCACGUGUGGCUCAACUUUGGUAUAAAUAUGCUUUUAUGGAGGAAAUGUUGGGUAAUCUUAAUGGAGCUCGGCGUGUGUUUGAACGCUGGAUGGAGUGGCAACCAGAUGAUAAGGCUUGGUAUUCAUAUAUUAAACUUGAGAUGCGUGCAAAAGAAAUCCCACGUGCGCGUGCGCUGUAUGAACGGUAUAUAAUAUGUCAUCCAGGUGAAAAGGCGUAUAUCAAAUAUGCUAAAUGGGAGGAAAAGUCACAACGGCAGCUUGUUUUGGCUCGAAAAGUGUACGAACGAGCUCUCGAAGAACUUCGUAGUGAUGAAAAGACUGAGCAAAUUUAUCUGACUUUUGCACUUUUUGAAGAACGAUGUCGUGAGGUUGAACGAGCGAGAGCGAUUUUUAAGUAUGCGUUGGAUACUUUGCCAAAAGAGGAAGCACGAGAACUUUAUAGUGCAUUUAUUACGUUUGAGAAAAAACAUGGUGACAAAGAAAGAAUUGAAGAAGUGGUGAUUGCAAAACGACGGGUUGUUUACGAGCAGCGAGUGGCAGCCAAUGCAUUGGACUAUGAUUCAUGGCUUGAGUACAUAAAACUUGAAGAGAACGAGGCAGCUGGUACACAGUCUUUUGGUCUUGUGCGAGAAGUGUACGAACGUGCAAUUGCUAAUAUACCACCGCUUUCAGAAAAACAAUACUGGCGUCGAUACAUUUACAUCUGGAUCAAGUACGCUUUAUUUGAAGAAUUACUAGCGGGUGAUCAUGACGACACUGGUAGCUCGUCCGAGCGAUGCAAACAAGUUUACAAAAUGUGUUUAAAUCUCAUUCCUCACAAUCAGUUUACAUUUGGUAAGAUCUGGAUCCUUUAUGCCAAAUUCCUCAUUCGCCAACGCGAUAUUAAAGGAGCGCGACUGUCAUUUGGAGAAGCGUUAGGCCGGUGUCCAAAAAAGAAACUUUUUACGAAUUACAUCGAACUAGAACUGAUGAUGGGCGAGAUUGACCGCUGUAGAACGAUUUACAUGCGUUUUCUCGAGUUUGACCCACAGAACUGCGAAACCUGGCAAAAGUAUGCCAUGUUGGAGCGGCAGGUGGGCGAAAUUGAACGUGCACGUGCUAUCUACGAAUUGGCAAUCAAGCAGCCAGUUCUGGACAUGCCUGAGAUGAUCUGGAAAAGCUAUAUUGAUUUUGAGAUCGAAAAUGACGAGCGCGAUAACACCCGUGCACUGUACGAGCGAUUGCUGGAGCGUACAAAACAUGUCAAAGUUUGGAUAAGCUUUGCUCAAUUUGAGGCCUCAUCGUUAGACAAUAAAGACGUGCAAAACGAGAAUCUGGAUGCUGCGCGUGAUGUCUUUGAACGUGCUUUGAGGUAUAUGAAGGAGCAAGUGGGCGAUGAAUCGAAAGAAGAUCGCGUUUUGUGCAUGGAGACCUGGCUGGAGAUGGAAAAAAAGAUUGGAGAUGUCAAGAUGAUACAAAAAGUCAGUAAAAUGCUGCCAAAACAGGUAACCAAGCAACGCAUGGCGUACGCGUUAGAUGGGACGGAAUUGGGUCUCGAAGAGUUCACGGAUUACAUUUUCCCAGACGAUGAGCAGGCUCAGUCGCAUUUAAAACUGCUGCAGGCUGCACAACUUUGGAAGCAAAAAAAACGUCGACGCGAAGAAACAGAGGAGGAAGGCUAA
This is a messenger RNA of Plasmopara halstedii, 2061 nucleotides long. RefSeq names its product pre-mrna-splicing crooked neck-like protein. Lineage: Eukaryota; Oomycota; Peronosporomycetes; Peronosporales; Peronosporaceae. The transcript has 2 exons. The record is from RefSeq and is a predicted model, not a curated record. Gene Ontology annotation, cellular component: U2-type catalytic step 2 spliceosome; precatalytic spliceosome; post-mRNA release spliceosomal complex. The coding region runs from base 1 to 2061 and encodes 686 amino acids. Gene Ontology annotation, biological process: mRNA splicing, via spliceosome; spliceosomal complex assembly. Gene Ontology annotation, molecular function: protein binding.